AUGGACCUAUUUACGCUCACACUUAUCUACCUUUCGGCUACGGCCUUCUCCAUAUUCAUACUUCUCUUCGGCGAGUCACCGAUCUUCAAGCGCACCCCCAUCGCGACACUCCACUGGUCCUUGACAACCGGCCUCUGUGACGGCAUGGAAUGGCUUGUAGCUCGGUUGUGCGGUGCUCGCGGCAGCAAGACAGGGCAGGAGCGGACCGGGUCGGGGGCCGUACCCCGUGCAGAACUAAAAAAUGUGGCCUACUUGGUGAUGGUGGUCGGGGGAUUCGCCCUCUACUGGGGCAACCUCUUCGCACUGCUACCCAACCCCUGGGCGGAUGAGGGGCACAUCGCAGUGCUCCCCCGACGAUUGACAGGAUCGGGUGUUUCAAGCCACGCCGGGUUAAUAGCGCCAUGUGGCGUCUUAAGGGCUGCCAGGGUCGCUGACCCCGCGUGGGUGCUGGGGUUGACGGGUCGAGCUCCACCUGUCCCUGACCCACAUGACGCGUUAGAUAGCCCGAGGGCGGCUAUGAUGAGCCUGACGGGCAGCGCCUCCGUGUUGGUGAGUGUGGCUCUCUUCCUGGCGGCCAGCUGGUCCGACCCGGGCACUGUGCACCCGGGCCGCCCCGCCGACCUGGCCGCCUGGCACCAGCUCUACCCGCCGGACGGAGCCCUGUUCCCCCCCGCCAAGGAGUGCAGCACCUGCGGCAUCGUGAGGCCCGCCAGGUCCAAACACUGCCGCGUGUGUAACAAGUGUGUCGGCCGCCAUGACCACCACUGCCAAUGGAUUAACAACUGUGUGGGUUUCAACAACCUCCGUAUCUUCCUGGCCUUCCUGGUGGCGAAUCUGGCCAUGUGCGCGUACGGUGCCGUACUGGCUUGCGUCAUCCUGGGUGGGGAGAUGGAGCGGCGGGGAAUGUUUUCAAUUCAGUUGGUCAACUACCGAACCGGUCAGGUGCUGCCGCUGUGGCGAGUUCCCAGCCGGGUUGUGGAGUGGGUGGUUGCGUUCCACCCGGUUGCUUCGGCCCUGACCUUGUUCAUGGGGGCUGCCACACUGCUCAUGGCCGCCUUCCUGUCGUACCAGAUCUACCUUCUGGCAGUUGGUCGUACACAGUACGAAGCAUUCAAAUGGCGCGACCUGCACUACGCGCUGCUUGAGCAAGCGGAACGCGAAGCGGCGGAGGUCGAGGAGGCAAGGCAGGCUGCGGCUGCGGCUGCGACUGCGGCGGCGGAGGAGGAGGGGGCGGCCCGGCAGCGGAGGAUGGAGCAGCGCGAAGAUGGUGGUGGUGCUGGUGGUGCUGGUGGUGAUGAUGAUGAAGGGAUGUCUUCGGAUGUAGCUGGCGGGGCGGAAGGGUGCCCGGCAGGAAGCCAAAAAGUCAUGAAGGGAUUUCGGCCGCGGCCUGCGGUGGCACAACCCCCCGGCCCCUCCCCCUCCUCGCGCUCCUCCUGGUGGUGGUGGCGGGGUGGUGCUUGGUGGCACACAUUGCGAGGGGGGGGAGGGGGAGGAAGAGGGGUUGAGGGCGGUGGGGGCGGUGGGGGCAACGACACACAUCACCCGCGGCGUCAGGACCGAGCAGCCCCGGUGGUGGCACUGCCCCCCAACAUCUACAACAGAGGCUUCUGGACCAACGUCUGGGAGGUGAUGAUGCCCGAACUACAUUUCGAGAGAGCCCGGGCGGCGGCGGCGGCGGUGGUGGGCGGGUCGCCGGGCCGCGGUGACGGCGGUGGUGGCGGUCGGAGGAGCACGGCCGUCGCGGGAGGAGGUUCCGCUGCUGCCACUAUAUUGGGACCGGGGCUGACCGGGGCGGGUGGAGGGGCACCACCAAACGCGCCUUGA
Molecule: messenger RNA, 1824 nt
Organism: Volvox carteri f. nagariensis
Lineage: Eukaryota; Viridiplantae; Chlorophyta; Chlorophyceae; Chlamydomonadales; Volvocaceae
Exons: 11
Coding region: 1-1824 (607 amino acids)
Biological process (GO): peptidyl-L-cysteine S-palmitoylation; protein targeting to membrane
Cellular component (GO): endoplasmic reticulum; Golgi apparatus
Molecular function (GO): protein-cysteine S-palmitoyltransferase activity
Source: RefSeq, a predicted model, not a curated record